AUGUCCACCCCCAAGGAGCGACGCAUCACCAAGGAGUUGCAUGACAUUCGCAAUGACAAGGACAACUCUGGAGUAUUUGCUCAGCCGCUCGACGAGGCCAACUUGCUGCAUCUGAAGGGCUCCUUUCCCGCACCUCCCGAUACACCAUACGCCGGCGGCUUGUAUGAAGUCGACAUUAAGAUUCCCGACAGCUACCCCUUCAAAUCUCCCACCAUUAAGUUCAUCACCAAGAUCUGGCAUCCUAAUGUCAGCAGUCAAACCGGAGCCAUCUGUCUCGACACACUGGGCAGUGGUUGGUCCCCCGUGCAGACGAUAAAGACGGCGCUGCUUUCCCUCCGCAUGCUGCUCGAGUUUCCGAAUCCCAAGGAUCCCCAAGAUGCAGAGGUGGCCAAGAUGAUGCUGGAGAACCCCGAGGGGUUUGCGAAAAAGGCACACGAGUGGGCCGUUAAGCACGCUGGUGCACCGUCAAAGGAUUUUGACACAACAAAGUACAAGCAAGUUGCUUCCGAAGUAAAGCAAGAUGACGCAAACAGGUAUGCCGGCUACAAUAAGGAUCUUAUUGACCGCUUUGUCGGCAUGGGAUUCGAGCUCGAUGCUGUCGUUGAGGCCUUCACCUUUAUUGGAAUCGACCGCAAUGGUGGCAUGGACUAUGAGCUGGAGGAGGCGUACCUUGGCGACAUCACCGCCCACCUCCUCGGUGAGCAAUGA
Messenger RNA from Colletotrichum costaricense, 708 nucleotides. Its product is annotated as ubiquitin-conjugating enzyme. The coding region runs from base 1 to 708 and encodes 235 amino acids. The record is from RefSeq and is a predicted model, not a curated record. NCBI's taxonomy places the organism in Eukaryota, Fungi, Ascomycota, Sordariomycetes, Glomerellales, Glomerellaceae. The transcript is spliced from 3 exons. Gene Ontology annotation, molecular function: protein binding.